This is a messenger RNA of Phragmites australis (common reed), 1223 nucleotides long. RefSeq lists its product as uncharacterized. The transcript has a single exon. The coding region runs from base 626 to 1018 and encodes 130 amino acids. NCBI's taxonomy places the organism in Eukaryota, Viridiplantae, Streptophyta, Magnoliopsida, Poales, Poaceae. The record is from RefSeq and is a predicted model, not a curated record.
AGUAUCUAAUUCAUUUUAGGCAAUUACUCUCACAAAUUUCACUUUAAGAGCUAAAACUAAAAAUAUUGUUUGGUAAAACUCCUUUUAAUUUCACUUGGAAAACUGUUUAGGAACUGUGCCAAACAGAGCCAUGAGUGCACUGGCCCCUGACAAGUCCCUUUCAGUACACCCACGUUCAAUUCAUGCCAUGUUGAAGAGGACUUGUACAACCAUGGGUCCUUACGGGCACAAUUUACUUCGGCUACAAUCAUGCAAGUGACUUACCAAAGGGUGUACCAUCAGCUCGAUCUGAGCUCAUCAAAGCUUCCCAGAGAUAUUACAAGGGAAAGGAAGCAGACUGAUCUACGGACAUGAACCUCCAUGCCAUCUUAUGGUUUCUCGGGUCACCGGCUAUCUACUUGCACCCAACCCAAUUGAAUCUAAGAAGGUGUGCUCUCCUUGCUGUUGCAUCCAUGGCUCACGCUUCAAGCCCCGUCUGUUCGUCACACGCGUUUGAUGCUCACUGCAAUUAGGUAGCCCAUGCAGAUGUUUCCAUGCCAUCCUGACGACUUCGGCCUAUAUAACAGUAUUAGUUAACGUGUGUUCAUCUGCACUGAACCUGUAACAUCACGAGGUGAUAGCGAGCAUGAAGAACUCUUGCUUCGUGUUAGUGCUUCUGCUGGCCAUCACCAUGGUCAGCAGGCUCUCGCUCGCCGCCGCUCACGAGGGCAGCAGCAUUACGGCCAUUGUUGGCCGCGAGGUGAGGGGGUUCAUCGCCAAGACCGGCGACAUGCUCAGCUCCGCCGGUUGGCGCACCGCGAAGGCCGACGACGACGUCGCCGAGGUGAAGAACCUGAGGGCCGCGGCGGCGCGGAGGCGGCCCAGGAAGUCGGCCAGCGCGAGCUGCAUCACCGCCGCGAUGUGCCGGAAGAAGCGGGUGAUCUGCGGCAAGAGGUGCUACGGCGCGUCGCGCGCCAGCCUGAACCACGUCCCCUCCAGGUGCGUCGUCAAGUGCAAGAAGUGCGUGCCCACCUGCUAGGUUUCUUCGCCGUCUCCACUCCCCGUGGAUCUCGAGCCCUCCUGUUCAGCUCCGUGCCCUGUGGUCGUGGUACUGGUACCGGUAUAAUAGUAACUUCUUGUCGUAGGUUCAUCAGUGGAAUAAAGAUCCAUGCAUGUAGUAGGUAGUGAAUUCUAUAAUGUACUCCGUCUGUGCGUUUUGGAAUUUGUAUUCGGUAUUUUCAACU